Messenger RNA from Armigeres subalbatus, 1450 nucleotides. It is a transcript of the gene Idi, whose product is annotated as isopentenyl-diphosphate Delta-isomerase 1. Lineage: Eukaryota; Metazoa; Arthropoda; Insecta; Diptera; Culicidae. Gene Ontology annotation, cellular component: cytoplasm. Gene Ontology annotation, molecular function: isopentenyl-diphosphate delta-isomerase activity. The transcript has 3 exons. Gene Ontology annotation, biological process: isopentenyl diphosphate biosynthetic process; isoprenoid biosynthetic process. The record is from RefSeq and is a predicted model, not a curated record. The coding region runs from base 155 to 886 and encodes 243 amino acids.
GGUACCCAUCUCAUCAACCAAAACAUCAAACAAGAGCUCUUGUGCAAAUAGUGCGCAUUGGAAUGCGAUAUAAUUCACAUCUGGUUAGUUACCGUGCCAGGAAAGUGAACAUCGUAAACUAGUCAGCAGAAGUGUGUACCCGAUACAAUAUACGAUGUCUCUGCUAACCCGCUUCCGAGGGUUGUCCAGUAUCCUUCAGCAGUUCAAGGUCAGCUACUCCAGUGCGGCUACGGCGGCCAAACUCCAGGAACUAGCCCUGGAAGAAAACUGCAUCUUGGUGAACGAAAAUGACCAAUCGCUGGGGAAUGCCUCUAAACGGGACUGCCACCGAGUAGACGACAAGGGUAACAUCCGGCUGCAUCGGGCGUUCAGCGUGUUUCUGUUCAACUCCAAGGGCGAAAUGUUGCUGCAGCGAAGGUCUACCCACAAGAUAACAUUUCCCGAUUGUUAUACGAAUGCAUGCUGCAGUCAUCCAUUGCACGAUAUCGAAGGUGAGCGAGAAGAACUCAAUGCGUUGGGAAUUCGACGAGCUGCCCAGAGAAGACUCAACUACGAAUUGGGAAUCCCUCUUAGCCAGGUUCGCCCAGAGAACUUCCAUUACCUAACGCGAAUUCACUAUGCCGACAAAGGUGACGGUGUGUGGGGUGAACAUGAGAUCGACUACAUUCUGUUCCUUCAAAAGGACGUAGAAUUGAAGCCGAACGAGAGUGAAGUCAGCGAAGUACGCUACAUUCGACGAGACCAACUGGAUGCGCAGAUAUCCGGGUUGAACGCUCCCCUGACGCCGUGGUUUCGACUGAUCCUGAACCACCGGCUAAAGUUGUGGUGGGAUAAUCUACAUAGGUUGAAAAAGUUUCAGAAUCUCAACGAAAUCGAACGAUUUUGAGAGUAGAUGCAUAAGUGUUAGAAUGCUAAUGGCACUCCAGAUUUUGUUAUUAAUAGGUAUGUUUUGUUAGAGUCGGUACAUGUCACUCGGUAUUUUUUGUGUCAGAUGUGCAUAUUAUUUUUAUCACUGUAGCCCAAUUUUCAUACUUAAGAACAAGCAAUUCAAAACAAUAAAUUUGACAUUAAAGAUACCGAUGCGGUAUGCAGUCUCCAGUAGCGAUGGCGGGCAUAGAAAAGCUUUCAAUUGAUAACUGAGGAAAUGCUAAUAGCAUACUAAGUUGAAAAGCAAGCCAAGUUCCAGCUGGAAUGUAGAGCCAUUGAAGAAGAAGAAGAUGGGAUAAUAGUGCCUCUAGCGUUCUAACACUUAUGCCUUACCUAUUUUUAAUGUCAUCACAAGGUUGCUAUUUUAGCGCAUCAACGGGGCAAUAUUCAAUGGGCAUUAUAAAACUAAAGACUAUUAAUGGGCAUUACAGCUUUGUUUAAAUGUUAUUCUGACGAAUAUUAAUGCACAUUUUAUGACUGAUAAAACAUUCGAAUAAAAAAGUUUUUUUUCCUGUAUGAAAAA